Galleria mellonella (greater wax moth) is the source of this 510-nucleotide messenger RNA. RefSeq names its product probable small nuclear ribonucleoprotein E (gene SmE). Gene Ontology annotation, biological process: spliceosomal snRNP assembly; mRNA splicing, via spliceosome. NCBI's taxonomy places the organism in Eukaryota, Metazoa, Arthropoda, Insecta, Lepidoptera, Pyralidae. Bases 122 to 409 code for a protein of 95 amino acids. The record is from RefSeq and is a predicted model, not a curated record. The transcript has a single exon. Gene Ontology annotation, cellular component: precatalytic spliceosome; U1 snRNP; U2 snRNP. Gene Ontology annotation, molecular function: RNA binding.
AUAUUGAUUGUCUAUGAAAUUGGCGUUGUUCUCGUUUUUCUGACGUAAAGAAGACGCCGGCUUUGGCGGUUUAUAAUUUUUGCAAUUAUAACUUUAUUACUCCUAAGAAUACAAUAUAAAAAUGGCUUACAAGGGCCCACCAAAAGUCCAGAAGGUGAUGGUACAACCCAUCAACCUUAUCUUCAGAUAUUUGCAAAACAGAAGUCGAGUACAAAUUUGGUUGUACGAGAAUGUUAAUUUGAGGAUUGAGGGACACAUCGUGGGUUUCGAUGAAUACAUGAACAUUGUACUGGAUGAUGCUGAAGAAGUUCACAUGAAAACGAAGAAUAGAAAACAAAUUGGAAGAAUAAUGAUGAAGGGGGACAAUAUAACGCUCAUCCAAAAUGUGAAUCCUAAUGCCACAGUGUGAUUUGUUAGGUUAUAAUAAACAAUAGUGAAUAUAAGAAUUAAUUGUGAAAAUUGUGACACACGAUUUCUAUUCUGGUAAUUUUCAUUAAAUUUUAAGGUCCA